UGGGGGUUCAGUUUGGGGUAUGAAAUGACUCACAAAGAAAAGUCAGCUUUUAUCCCUGCAGUCCUUGCAGCAUACUGGACAUUGCAUAUGGCAAGGCAGGCAAUGCAAGGCAUUAGUUAGAGCUUUUGGCCAUCUCAGUCAAGAGAUUCAAGUUCCCUAGGAAGAAAAAGUAUCUGGUAAAGCAAGGACAACUGGAAAAUGUCCACCACUACAAACAACUCCUGUGCUAUUGAACAGAUAAUGAGUAAUGUGGCAAACAAUACCUGUGGAAUUGACUUCACCUCUGAUCAGGUCAUUCUCCCUGUGGUGUACGGCUUUGUCUUCUGCAUUGGGCUGCCCACUAACUUCCUGGCCCUUUACGGCCUGUACCAUCUGGUCAAAACUGAGAAUGUCCUUCCCGUCUUCGUCAUCAACCUCCUGUUAUCAGACCUCCUACAAAUCAGCACAUUGCCUUUCUGGAUGGACUAUUACAGGAACAUUCACGUCUGGAAUUUCGGUGCGGGAGCUUGCAGCAUUAUUGGCUGUAUUUUCUAUAUAAGCAUGUUUGUCAGCAUCUUCUUCCUGUGCUGCAUCGCCUUGGAGAGAUAUCUGGCCAUUGUUCAUCCUCUUUGGUUUCGUAAGCAUGGCAAGCUCAGGAACACCUGCUUGAUUUGUGUGGGCCUGUGGGUGUUUGUUAUCUCGGUCACUUCUGUGGCUUUUAAGCUUGGUUUUGAAGAUGCUGAAAGCAGCCUGUGCAUGGAAAAGUACCCCUCUGAUCGGAGCUUUGCUGUUUUUCAAUUGGUUGCCAUGGCAAUAACCUUUCCCCUGCCCUUGUGUUUCCUCGUUUUUCUCUACCGUGGAAUUCAAAGAAACAUCACCAAAGUCAUUUCAGUGCCAGACGAGGAGAAAAAAAGAAUUAUUGGCUUAUUGUCACUUAUCAUAAUCAUCUUCAUUCUGGUCUUUGGUCCCUUCCAUCUCAUGUGUUAUGUGAAUUAUAUGGGGGUUCUCUUAUUUGAAGACAGUUGUGAUUAUGAAUCCAGAACCUUUAUCUAUUUCCAAUUUGCUAUUGGUUUACUUAGCCUCAACAGUGCCCUGGAUCCAAUUAUGUACCUAUUCCUGAGGAAAGACUACAGGAAGGUGGUGGUCAACUCUUUUCCAUACCUACAGAGGUUGAGUAUUUGGAGUUUGGGACUUGCAGCUAAUCAAGCAGACAGCACCUCUGUACAGACUGCACACACAGUGUAGUGUCCCAGACUGUAUAGCUAGAAGAAUUUAGGGUUAAAAUCAAAAAAGUUUUAAUUUGUAUUUCUGUUGUGCUUACUUAACUAUAAUUAACUAGGAUGACUGCAUUUACAGAAUAACGCCCAAGUGCUGCCUUCUACGGUUGUGUGUGUGGUCUGUUUUGACUUAUAACAUGUUUAUAACAUGUUUGGCAGCUGUACAGCAUCAGCAUAAAAAAAAAUGUUAGUAUUGUUUGUGCAAAGAAAAAAAAAAGUACAAUUCACUGAAAAAUGCUGUAAAAUACUUCACAUUUUUCAAAAGUAUAUCUUUAAUAGAUGGCAUUACACAUAUAACAUUAUUUAAUUAUCAGAGCAAAGAAACCAUACAUGCCACUCUUCUCCAGUAAGAUAAUAUAAACUGCAUACACUCAUAUAAAUUAGCAAUACAUUUAAAUACCUAAGCUCCAAAUGCUCCAAUAUUAACUUGGUUCUGUACAGUUUUUUUGAAAUUUCUUUUUUUUUUUUAAUUUUAAUUUUUUAAAGACUGGGAGGGAAAAAAAAAAAAAAAACA
Molecule: messenger RNA, 1770 nt
Organism: Acipenser ruthenus (sterlet)
Lineage: Eukaryota; Metazoa; Chordata; Actinopteri; Acipenseriformes; Acipenseridae
Product: G-protein coupled receptor 4-like
Exons: 2
Coding region: 199-1224 (341 amino acids)
Biological process (GO): G protein-coupled receptor signaling pathway
Cellular component (GO): membrane
Molecular function (GO): G protein-coupled receptor activity
Source: RefSeq, a predicted model, not a curated record